UUCUCAAAGCAAAGAAUCUCAAUCCCACUUCUUCAAUUUCAACCCUCCAUCUCUAGCUACUCCCUUGCACCACCACACUUCCAAAUCAUGGCAAAACUCUCGUCAACUUUCCUCUCUUCAUUACCUAUCACAAUUUGGCUGCUUCUACUUGCAUUCAUACUCAUCCAAGGAGUUGAAGGAUCUAUUGGAGUCAACUAUGGCACGGUUGCAGACAACCUCCCUCCACCAUCAAAAGUUGCACAUUUUCUAUUAGAAUCCACCGUCAUCAACCGUGUUCGGCUCUUUGACGCCAACCCAGAAAUCUUGAAGGCCUUUGCUCGCACAGGAAUCGAAGUCACAGUCACUGUCCCCAAUGACCAAAUCCCCCACCUCGCUAAACUAACCUCCGCUCAACAAUGGCUGAAAACUUACAUCCAACCCCACACUCCCGCCACCAAUAUCGUUCGCAUUUUAGUCGGCAACGAAGUCCUUUCAUUCGGAAACAAAUUGCAAAUCGCAAGCCUAGUUCCCGCCAUGCAAACCCUCCACACCGCCCUCGUCGCGGCGUCUCUCAACCGUCGAAUCCAAGUUUCGACGCCUCAUUCUUUAGGCAUUCUCUCAUCUUCGAGCCCUCCCUCCUCCGGCAAGUUUCGACAAGGAUACGAUACUCAUGUACUUAAACCAUUGCUCAGCUUCCUUAGAGCCACCAACUCCCCUUUCUUGGUGAACCCAUACCCUUUUUUCGGCUGCUCGGCCGAUACCAUUGAUUAUGCUUUGUUUAGGCCUAAUUCAGGAGUGUUUGAUCAAAACACAAAGCGUCUUUACACCAACAUGUUAGACGGUCAACUUGAUGCAGUCUUUUCAGCUAUGAAACACCUUGAUUUUACUGAUAUUGAGAUUGUCAUAGCCGAAACCGGGUGGCCUUCGAGAGGAGAUUCUUCACAAAUUGGUGUUGAUGCAAGGAGUGCAGCUGAAUAUAAUAGAAAUCUCAUGCGCCAUGUAACAUCAGGCGUCGGCACGCCACUCAUGCCAAAUCGGACGUUUGAGACUUACAUAUUUGCUCUUUUCAAUGAAGAUCUCAAGCAAGGACCAACAAGUGAAAGGAAUUUCGGACUGUUCGAGGCCGAUUUGACGCCGGCCUAUGAUAUAGGAAUCCUCCGGUCCACGGCUAGAUCUUCCAUUCCCACCAAUCCAACACCAGGGCCAAAAGUGGCACCUGUGACUCCAGUGCCUGCAGGGCCAAUGGUUAAGGGCAAAAAGUGGUGUCUGCCAAAAAGAGGAGCCGAAAUUGAGGCUCUGCAGAGCAAUAUUGAUUAUGUGUGUGGGUUGGGUUUGGACUGUGGGGCCAUUCAAGUGGGUGGUUCUUGUUUCCUUCCAAAUACAGUUCGAGCUCAUGCAGCAUACGCCAUGAACGUUUACUACCAAGCUAUGGGAAGGAACGAUUAUGAUUGCGAUUUCAAACAAACUGGUGCAAUCUCAGACGUUGAUCCAAGCUACGGAAAAUGCAAAUAUUAAUUUUGAUGAGUGCAAAUUUGCAAUGAAGUUGAGGCAUACAUUUUAUGUUAGUUAAUUAGAUUUUAAUUAAUUUGUAAUUUUGUUGUUGUUUUAGAAUAAGUACAAUGAAUGUAAAAUGUAAACUAGCUAUGGCUAGUUUAAAGAUAGUACUGAUAAAUGCUUUUUAUAGUCACAGCAACUUUU
Pistacia vera is the source of this 1677-nucleotide messenger RNA. RefSeq names its product glucan endo-1,3-beta-glucosidase. Gene Ontology annotation, molecular function: hydrolase activity, hydrolyzing O-glycosyl compounds. Gene Ontology annotation, cellular component: plasma membrane. The transcript has 4 exons. Lineage: Eukaryota; Viridiplantae; Streptophyta; Magnoliopsida; Sapindales; Anacardiaceae. Bases 88 to 1494 code for a protein of 468 amino acids. The record is from RefSeq and is a predicted model, not a curated record. Gene Ontology annotation, biological process: carbohydrate metabolic process.